Molecule: messenger RNA, 2298 nt
Organism: Stereum hirsutum FP-91666 SS1
Lineage: Eukaryota; Fungi; Basidiomycota; Agaricomycetes; Russulales; Stereaceae
Exons: 16
Coding region: 1-2298 (765 amino acids)
Source: RefSeq, a predicted model, not a curated record
AUGUCUUCGCCCACUCGCCGGCGCUCCCAAGCUCUAGAGGUCCCCGAAAUAGACUGGCUCGAUUUGCUCAUCUCCACCGUCGGCGGCAUCUCGACCAUAUUGAGCGCUGCAUCGAUACCGUGGAUUUCAGCGCCUGCUGAGAUCGUACUCAAACUCCUCAGGACGCUUAAGACCACAUUGAAAAAUGCCGAAGCCCUCAAGACCUUGGUUACUUCCAUCGUGGAUUUCGUUGUUAUUCUCCGUGAGGCAACUGUUGGGUAUACUGUACAAUCCUCAAGCUCGGUCGCAUCAGUUCGAGACGUUGCAUUCAAGCGGUUAUGCAUCGACUUCACCGACACACUGACCACCAUGCUGAACGACCUCAACGCCAAAGCAAACCGUGAUCAAAAGAACUGGGCAAUGCGGUACUUGAGAUCGAACUCUAUCGCCGAUAAUAUCGUGCAAUACAAGGAGAGAUUAGGACAAAUCUCACAGCAGCUCACGCUAAGGGCUUCUAUCGAGACGCGCUUCUGCAUUCCCGAGAUCAAAGAUGAACUACGAGAAGGGUUCUUGAGGUUGGAUCACCGUAUAGGAUCGACUGAUGUUUAUUACCGAGGGCAGUUCAAGGUUAUACAAAGAGGAGAUCUGUAUAUCCGACGACAGAUAGAACCUGAACCGUGGAGUAAUGCUGUAAUAGCCACACGAACGAGUCGGAACUCUUCCACGCCGAGACGAACGAAACGGCAACGACGUCACGAGCGGUUUUUCGGAGAGCAGCCUGUCCAGCAUUCUGUCGAAUUCGUCGAUUGGGUGGUAUAUGUUUGUGGUCAGGAACGGGAUAGGAUGGCACAUAAGUAUGAGGGACUGGGUUCCAAGGCUGUGUGUACUUUCUCAAUGCUCGUCAUCGUCUACGAUCUCAAUGCAGUACAGAUGUUCGACAAUGAUCUCGACUUCUACGGGAGUGCAAUGCACCCCAACAUAGCGCAAGUCUUCGCCGUUCUUCCUGAUAUUCAGACCAUCGUCUUUCAUGACGACACCACUUGCGGGCUCUGGCAAUAUCUCGUGAGCUUACCUUCUGAUAUGGAUCGUUUGAUCGCUGAAUACCGCAUAAGAGUCGAUAUAAAGAUUCACCGGCUGGCUUCACUUGCAGACAUUUCGUCUUCCGAUCUAUAUCUUGUGGAACAGGUGGACUUCUGGCUGAAGUUCCGACCGCGACGCAAAAUUGACAGGGCGCCCGAUUCGCUUGGCUUGGCCGAUACUUUCAUGUCCCAGAAUGAAGACGACACGGGUUCGAGGCCAAAGGUGUAUGUCUUCGUGGGAGAUGUCACUGUCGAUCUCCGCAAGGACGGUACCACAACGCUUACCGUACCGGAGAUCUAUUGGUCGUCAGAUCCUAACGGGCGCGCACGUUGGUCCGCCGAAGAGCUCGGGCGGUAUCUGGAUGCUUGGGACUUGAAACCAAGUGACUUGACCAUUGAGCCGGGAAUGACGCUUUCGUUUUGGACUCCGUCACACUUAAGUGCCCUUCAUCAGAUGCACAAAUCAUGCGGAUUCGACCCCGACAGCGACGAAAUGGCGAAGGCGAUGGGAUUUCCUAUCCUCGAGCUCAAUCCUGACUACACGCCAAAGAUUAUCGAAGUGAACGACUCCCAAUCUAGGGAAUCAGUUGAGGAUGAAGAUGGCGAUGGGACAGAAUCGGACGCCGCUACCUCAAACUUCUCUGCUCCAGCAUCCGAUUCUUCUGGUAAAGACUCAGAAGCGAAAAGCGCCAAUGUUGUUUGUAGCGGGGAUGCUGAGAUCGAAGCAACAAACUUUUCUUUAAGGGCUACUAGUCUUCAAGUUGAUGACCUCGACGUCGCGACCUCGAAUGUCGAGUCUCGUAAUGCCCUCGUGGUUGUGGAUGAAGACGUGAGUGGAGAAACUGAUAAGAAUAUCCUCCGCCAGUCGAAGAUAACAAUAACCGAAAACAGUGGCUCUGAUCCGGAGGUUCAAGCGGCCUCGAAGACACAGGCUCUCGACGGGUCGGAUGUAACAUCUCUCUCAAACUUGAAUGGUGGUAAUGUCGAAAGCCGGGCUCAGCACGCAGAUUCAGAAGUCUCCGAAACGGCAUCUACGCCUGCAGACUUCACGUACAAGGACCCUGUCACCACAUCUCAGGUGCCAACUAUGAUGACUGAGCAGUUAGCCCUCGACCGGACUUGGACCCAAUACAAGCAGCUAUGCAUGGCCAUCUUGGUGGGAUUAGUCAUCGGCAUCUUCAUACCUUGGGCAUAUAAUCCUUCACUGCUCGUCAUGCCCAAAAUUCGUGUCGAGUUCUGA